Lates calcarifer (barramundi perch) is the source of this 1364-nucleotide messenger RNA. Its product is annotated as NACHT, LRR and PYD domains-containing protein 3-like. The record is from RefSeq and is a predicted model, not a curated record. The transcript has 7 exons. Bases 144 to 1349 code for a protein of 401 amino acids. Lineage: Eukaryota; Metazoa; Chordata; Actinopteri; Centropomidae.
GAGCAGGUGACCAGAGCACAGACUCGUCUCCGGUUUCCAGUUGACUUUCACUUUGUCUGCUGAUCGUGGCGCAGCGUCUUUCCUCCAUCUAAAGGUGAAGGUAGAAAGUGUGUGUGAGCUGAUGUGGAUGUGAAUGGAGCAGCAUGAAUCAGAGUGAGGACAGAGAGGAGGGAGUCCCUCCCUCUAAAACCACUCUGUGUGGGGAACAUGAGAGCCAGACCAAAGCUCAGAGCCCAGAGCAGCAGAUACCACACUCCGCUGGACCUGGACCUGGACCCAGCUGUGUGUCCAUGAAGAGCAACAAGUCAAUGGAUCGUCCUCCUCUUCAUUUCAAACAAUCUGUUGAUGGAAGUUUCAGGAUCCAGCAGCAGAGACCAGACUCUCCUGGACCCAGCUGCGUCUCCUUAAAGAAGGACGACUCAAAGAAGUUUUUUAUCAAGUUUAAAAGGCGACGUCCAUCAGCUGAUCAGAUAGUGGACCAGGAGAGCUCAGAGGUUCCCAGUGGUCAGUCUGCCCAGCAGCAUCAAACACACCUGGACUCCAUAUUUAUGCUGCUGGAGAAGAACAUCGUCACUUUUGUGAAGAACGAGCUGAAGAAGAUCCAGAAGGUUCUGAGUCCAGAUUACCCAGAAUGCUUAGAGACUCAGAGGGAGGAUGAGGAGGUGUUGGACGGUGAGGAUGAAGAGCAGAGGAACAGCAGAGAGGUGUUUCUGAAGAUCACAGUGAACUUCCUGAGGAGAAUGAAGCAGGAGGAGCUGGCUGACUGUCUGCAGAGCAGACAUUUUGCUCCAAUUUGUCGACGUAAACUUAAAUCUAACCUGAAGGAGAAGUUCCAGUGUUUGUUUGAGGGGAUCUCUAAAGCAGGAAACCCAACCCUUCUGAAUCAGAUCUACACAGAGCUCUACAUCACAGAGGGAGGGACUGGAGAGGUCAAUGAUGAACAUGAGGUCAGACAGAUUGAAACAGCAUCCAGGAAACCAGACAGACCAGAAACAACCAUCAGACAAGAAGACAUCUUUAAAGCCUCACCUGGAAGAGAUGAACCAAUCAGAACAGUGAUGACAAAGGGAGUGGCUGGCAUUGGGAAAACAGUCUUAACACAGAAGUUCACUCUGGACUGGGCUGAAGACAAAGCCAACCAGGACAUACACUUCACAUUUCCAUUCACUUUCAGAGAGCUGAAUGUGCUGAAAGAGAAAAAGUUGAGCUUGGUGGAACUUGUUCAUCACUUCUUUACUGAAACCAAAGAAGCAGGAAUCUGCAGGUUUGAAGAGUUCCAGGUUGUGUUCAUCUUUGACGGUCUGGAUGAGUGUCGACUUCCUCUGGACUUCCACACACUGAGAUCCUGACUGAUGUUACAGAGU